Messenger RNA from Papilio machaon (common yellow swallowtail), 1046 nucleotides. Its product is annotated as nudC domain-containing protein 3. Gene Ontology annotation, biological process: protein folding. The record is from RefSeq and is a predicted model, not a curated record. NCBI's taxonomy places the organism in Eukaryota, Metazoa, Arthropoda, Insecta, Lepidoptera, Papilionidae. Gene Ontology annotation, cellular component: cytoplasm. The transcript is spliced from 5 exons. The coding region runs from base 23 to 1012 and encodes 329 amino acids.
AUUACAAUUUAUUAAAUUAAAUAUGUCAGACAGUAAUAAUAUAGAAAAAUAUGAUGAUGUGCUAACAUCAAUUUUGGUCAAUGAAAAAUCUAUAUUGGGAUUUCUAUCUUCUAUUUUCAAUUUUUUAGCUCGAAGAACUGAUUUCUAUUAUGUUCCUGAAAAUAAAUAUGAAAAUAUGGGAUUUCCGCCGGGAGUUGCUGAGGAAUUAGUAAUUAAAGUUUUGCGAUCUUGCGAUCCGAAGAAUUAUAAAUCCAGUAGCAAACCAACAUCGGAGAUAAACAAUGAAAUUAUGUGUAAUACAGUGGCUGAGGAGAUAGAAGUAAUUGCUGAAGAGGAUUCCACAACCGAAGAUGAUGAAAAUACUAAAGAAAUAGCUCAUAGUAGUGGUGAUUCCUCACAAGAUAUAACUACAAAUGAAAAAAAUGAUCAAUUAAAAGAUAAGAGUAAAUUCCCCGAAGAUUAUAAGCCACCAGUGAUACCGGUUCAAAAAAACAGUGAAUCUUAUAAUGGAGCUGUGAGGGAAAAGUACACAUGGGCUCAGACUAUAACAGAAUUAGAUAUAACUAUAAAACUUCCACCAAAUACAAAAUCAAAAGAUUUAAAAGUGGUCAUAAAUAAUGGUAACAUUUGUAUACAAUGUCGGAAUGGAGAGGUCAUUAUAAAGGAUAAUCUGCCUUAUAAGAUCAAAGCAAAUGAUAGUGUUUGGAGCAUAAGUGAAGGAAAAUUAUUAAUUCAUUUAGAAAAAGUACAAGAGCGUUGGUGGGAUAGAUUAUUGAGUGGAGAAGAACCGAUUGAUUUAAAUAAGAUUGACGCUUCAAGGCCACUCGAUGAACUACCCGAAGAUCACAUUGCAAAGGUUCGUGAAUUGCAAUGGAACCAAGAGCAGAAGCUAAAAGGCUUACCAACUAGUGAUGAAAUCCGUAAUAUGGAAAUAUUAAAAAAAGCUUGGAAUGCUGAAGGAUCACCUUUUAAGGGGCAAGAAUUUGAUCCUAGUGUACUACAAAUACAAUAAAAUGUAUAAUUUUUUUGUGAGAUUUUUUUUGAAA